GUGCGCGAGUCGGACUGUCCUGGAAAGUACGAGUUGUACUUGAAUGCAUCCUCGAAUGGAGAAUGGCGACACCGGCCAUGACAGGAGGGUCUAUGAUGAUGAUAAUUGUGAUGAGAAGGGAGGAGGAAAAGGAAGAGAAAUAAAAGCUCAUGUGUGUCGGUGAGCGAAGAGAGAGUGAAGAAGAGGGACACAAAAGGGCUCAGAGACGAAGGAGAAAGAAGUAAAGAAGCUUCGAACAAGUUGUUUCUGGCAUUUUUCACCUUGGCUGACAUCGACGAGCGUCAGGCAUCACUGGAGGGACCUCACAGUGGGUGUGGCUUACCCUCUUUCCCUGUUCUGCCCCCCCGCACCCACUUGCCUCCUCUGAAUGACUCACCGAAACAUGCCUGUGGUGUCGACAAACACCGAUCUACAUGAGACCCUGGCCCUGCUCACCUCUCAGCUUCACCCUGAUGCCAACCACAAGGAGGACCUGGUCUUCCUUAAAGGUGUCUUUAGUGAGAAAAGCCUCGGCUACCUCAUGAAGAUCCAUGACAAACUGAAGCAGUAUGAGAAGCAGAGCCCGUCCCCGGUGCUCCACAGCGCCUCCUGUCUGGCAGAGGAUGUAAGUGCAGGUUGCCAUCUGCAAAAUUCUCACUUCAUAUCAACUUUUUCUCGUGUUUUGAUGAGAACAUGUGUUACUCAGCUGACAGAGGAGCUCAAGGAUGGGCAACUUGAGGAGGAUGAAAAAGAGCUACUACUCCUAUUGAGUGCUCCUCACCUUAAGGCUGUGCUGUCAGCCCACGACACAGUGGCCCAAAAGAACUUUGACCCGAUGCUGCCACCCCUGCCAGAGGACGUGGACGACGACUUGGAGGAGGAGUCUGUCAAGAUUGUGCGCCUGGUGAAGAACAAGGAGCCUCUGGGAGCGACUAUCCGGCGGGACGAGGUCACAGGGGCUGUCAUCGUGGCUCGGAUCAUGAGGGGAGGGGCUGCCGACCGCAGCGGUCUGGUGCAUGUGGGGGAUGAGUUGCGGGAGGUCAAUGGCAACCUGAUAACCCACAAACGGCCAGAUGAAAUUAGUCACAUUCUGUCACAGUCGCAAGGCUCCAUCACCCUUAAAAUCAUCCCGGCCAUCGUGGAAGAAGACAAGAUGAAGGAAAGCAGGGUCUACCUGAGAGCUUUGUUUGACUACGUGCCCUUUGAGGACAGGGCCACACCCUGUCAGGAGGCGGGGCUUCCUUUUAAAAGGGGGGACAUCCUUCAGGUGGUGAGUCAGGAGGACGCCACCUGGUGGCAGGCCAAGAGAGUGGGAGACUGCAACCUGCGCGCCGCCCUCAUCCCCUCCACACACUUUCAGGAAAGGCGCUUAAGGUACCGCCUGAAGACCGGCUCCUUCCCAGCCUCCAUGUCUCCCAUAGUGACCACAUACGAGCGGGCUGAACAAGACGACGCCGACGUUGAGGGGAAGGACAUCGUUUCUCCCACAUCAAAGGUAGCAGCUGCCUUCUGCGGCCAUGCUUUCUCGUGGGAUUUGAACCCAGCUGGCCUGCGCAGAAGUUUCCGGCUCAAGAAGGACCGCCACGAUUCACCGGGAGAGCCUCGCACUCCGGAUGCCAAUCACGCCGAUUUCCUGAUUUACGAGGAAGUCACGCUUUAUUUGCCGCGGCCCGGGGAGAGGCCUCGUCUCAUCGUGCUGCUAGGAUCCCUCGGCGCUCGUAUCGCUGAGCUCAAACAGAAGGUGAUUGCCGAGAAUCCUAGGCUUUACGGCCUGGCUGUGCCUCACACCACGCGACCCAGAAAGAGUCACGAGCGAGAAGGCGUGGAGUACCACUUCAUCACCAAAGCAGCGUUUGAGGCGGACAUGCACAAUGGCAAAUUUAUUGAAUACGGGGAGUAUAAAGACAAUCUCUAUGGCACCAGUUUGGAGUCCAUUCACGGGAUUCUGGAUCAGAACAAGAUCUGCCUUGUGGACGUGCAGCCUGAGGCACUGCUGAUUCUUCGCACAUCCGCAUUCAAGCCCUUCAUCAUCUUCGUGAGACCCACCGUGUUCGACAGCGAGAGGAAAUCUCUCAGCUCCUGUUCCUCGCUACACAGCAUGGCCAUCAUGGAGCAUGACAUCCAGGACAUGAGACAGUCGGCAGAAAAGAUGGAGCAGUGCUACGGUCACUGGGUGGAUUACGUGCUGGUCAAGGAGGACCCAGUCAGUGCCAUAGCAGAACUACAUGUGAUUCUGGAGCGUGUGCGUAUGGAGCCUCAGUGGGUGCCCUUGUCCUGGGUAAGGACCUAGCUAACCCGUCUACUUGCCAAACUGUCCAUUCCAUGCUUGGAGCUCUAAGCUUUUUAAAUGUUGACUGUGUAGUGCAGUGGUAGAGUAGUGUCAUGUGAUGUAGUGGUUGUGGGAUGACCUUGCUACAAAGUGCCAAAUGAAACGCAUUGCCGUAGGUAGACGGUCAAAUAAUGAUGCAUACUGGCAGCUACUUCUCAAUGUUAAAGUGUGGUUUUUUUUCCAAGCGUUUGGUUGAUGACAACAAUAAUGAAGUCUUUUCAAAUGACACUGUUGUGGGCUGUUUAUUUUAGGACAACACUUACAAAUAACCAAAAAGCAGGAAAAUAUACAAGUGUGGCUGUUUGCAAGAAAAAAAAGACAGUAUAUUACUUCCACAGCUUCUUGAUGGACAUGUUCUUCUCACUGUCUUUCUGCAUCACCUGGGGGACACACAGGGGAACAGUUAGCCAAAACAUGAUGUACCCUAGCAUUCAUGUUUAAGAAAAGAAAAAGAUGGAUGAGAGCUGUUUUAACAAUGUUUAUUAAUGUGGCGGUUGCAUUGUGUUUUCUAAUAUUCUGCCCAUCUACAACUAAAAGUGCUGUUGUACAAAACAAUAAGCAAUGUUAAAUUAAUCCAUCAGAACUGAGCAUUACUUUAAAAUACGGCUGCAGCUAACGAUUUCUUAAUCGAUUGAGUAAGGGGGACUAGACAGACCAAUAUGAACCAAAUACAGUUAAGUGGUUUGGUCCGCACCAUAUCAGAAAAGAGGCAAAAAUGUCGAUUACUGUUUUGCCUAAAACGCGAAGAUAAUAGGUCUGCUUUCGUGGAUGACUAAGGAAAUUAAAAUAACAUUUGAGAGGCUGAAAUCAGGAUAUUUACAUGUCAUGUCAUGCCAAUCAAAUACCAUUUCACUGGAGAACCGAUUAAUCAUUGAUUGUUGCAGCUCUACUUUGAAAUGGUUUAAUUUUUGAUACAACUCUUGUAUUGCUCUCAUUGCCUAGUGUGCCUAAUGUUGUGGCUAAUCUCAGUACAAUUAACUACAAAUAAAAUGGAACAGAAGGUGACGAACCUUUGCCACAGCCAUCUCAAAGUCCUCCUGGGUGACAUGCACUCUCCUUUCUCUCAGUGCAUACAUGCCAGCCUCUGUGCACACUCCCUGAACAAACACACAUUAAAAUUAGGUGUACACACACAAACCGUGUUAGCGUCAAAGGAGGCAGCUCUCACCUUAACCUCAGCGCCUGAAGCCCCGGGCAUGAGCUCAGCUAUCUUCCUCAGGUUAAUGCCGCGCGUUAGGUUCAUCUUCCUGGAGUGGAUCUUAAGAAUGUCAAGACGGGCCUAAUGGAGAAGAGGUAUGUCUAAAUGUAGGACACCAUUAUGUGAUAUCACAGCAAGCAUACAUGCAAGCAUCUACCUCUUCAUUUGGAGGCGGGAACUCAAUCUUCCUGUCAAUCCUGCCUGGCCUGAGUAGGGCUGAGUCCAGGAUGUCAAUACGGUUGGUGGCCAUGAUGACCUGGAGGCGUCACAGAGAUCAUUUAGACUAAGAGAGCCGAUAAGCAUGGUUCAGCAGUGAGUGAAAGUGUUGCAUUACCUUGAUGUUCUUGGUGGCCUCGAAGCCGUCCAGCUGAUUAAGGAGCUCCAACAUGGUCCUCUGCACCUCGCUGUCUCCACCUGAACCCCCCUCCAGGCGAGAUGAGCCAAUGGAGUCAAUCUCGUCCAUGAAGAUGAUAGAGGGCGCGUGCUCUCGGGCCAUGACAAACAGCUCACGCACCAUCCGAGCGCCUGGAACGGGGGAAGGUGGAGUAAUUUUGAUAAAGUCUAAUUAAAAAGGUACAUUUUUAUAAAAGUGACUUUACUGUUUGUUUAUGUGCAACCAAUGUGUGUGUAAACGCUCAAUACCAGCAUCAGGCUAGACACACUUCCGUUACACUUUUAUGGGACCUCUAAACAGCUCACCCUCUCCAAUGAACUUCUGGACCAGCUCAGACCCUGACACCCUGAUAAAGGUGCAGUCAGUGUGGUGGGCAACAGCUCUGGCCAGUAGGGUCUUCCCUGUACCUGGAGGUCCAUACAGCAACACACCCUAAAAAGAAUCAUAUCGUCUGAGAACUUCCUCAACAUCAGCAUCACCGGCUCAAGUCAUUUUUUGCUGACCUUUGGUUGUGCGAUUCCCAAAGCUUCAAAAAGCUCCGGGUGCUUGACAGGCAGUUCAAUGACUUCCUUGAUCUCCUUGAUCUGCUUGUCCAGACCACCAAUCAUCUCAUAGGUCGAGUCUGGAACCUUCUCCACCAUCAUGAGGGACACCAGAGGGUCCACCUUGUUGGGGAGGAUCUUGUGCAGAGUAUAGCUGUCGUUGCGAAGUGCCACACGACAAUUUGGGGUCACCUUUGUGAGAACAUAUUUAAGGAUGAAAUAAAUAGGUUGCACAAUCAUUUCUGUCUUUAUUUCGUAUAUACUAUAGGGACUACAGUAACAUAGAAAAAGGCACAAAAAUUACAUUAGGCCAAAAAAAGACUGUCAAAGUUAACGCGUUAAUGGAAACUUCCUUUAAUGGGACUAUUUUUUUUUUUAAUGCACGAUUAACGUGUGCACUCCCUGUUUGACAAUCUGCCCACGCUGUAGUUUGAGCAAACGCAGCGGUGGAUGUGGAACCACAAGCAGGAAAAAAUACUGAGCAGAAAGGGACAAAGAAAAGGAUAUUUUGAAUGGUAAGUUUAGUUUCAAAAGCAGAUGGCUCUCGCAACAAGACCAAAGUUAUUUGUAUCUACUGUCGCUGUGAGUUGAGUUGUCACGGAGUACGUCCACUGCCAGAGAGAAGUGAGAAGGUACUGUGGAAUUGUUUUUUAUUGUCAUUUAAACUGUGGUACCUUGGCAUACAAGUGUUCCAACAGGUGUUUUUUUUUUAGUUACGAGCUGUCUUUCGGCUGUUUUUUUGCUUUGAACUGUGUGCUAAAAUUUGGAUUAUGAGCUGCCAGUUACCAGCAGGCAUAGCAGAGGACAGCUUUUUGGGACUGACCAGAAACGAGUGGCUGUAAAGAGCAUUAGCAGCGUGCUAUCUGGUCACCAGGAAAGAUUUAACACAUCAGCAAAACAUACGUACAUUAUAGCAAUCUAAUUGAUCUUGACAGGAACAACAUCAAAUUAAAAGCACUAAAAUGUGUAGAGCCACCAUCCACCAGUACAAGCAUGGACUUUGUUUUUCCAGAGAGGUGAACCAAAGAAAUACACACAUUAGCACUCAAUAAGGUCAUCAAAUCUUACCUCUAUACAUUCCCACAUAGUAUCAGCAUUUGGGACCAAAUAUGAGGUGAAAGAAAAAGGGGAAAAAUACAGUAUAGUAGUCCAUCUGUGCAGCGUGGUAGAAUGUUGGUGUGUUCAAGGAUCUUGGAACUAAGUCGGACACGUUGCCGCUCAGAUUUAAACACAUGCUAAAAACUGGGGGAUUUUUGACUGUAUAUUUAUAUAUUUUUUAAAUAAUGGGCCAUAUUUUCA
This is a messenger RNA of Dunckerocampus dactyliophorus (ringed pipefish), 5741 nucleotides long. Its product is annotated as MAGUK p55 subfamily member 3-like. Lineage: Eukaryota; Metazoa; Chordata; Actinopteri; Syngnathiformes; Syngnathidae. The record is from RefSeq and is a predicted model, not a curated record. The coding region runs from base 368 to 2269 and encodes 633 amino acids. Gene Ontology annotation, cellular component: plasma membrane; cell-cell junction. The transcript is spliced from 19 exons. Gene Ontology annotation, molecular function: protein binding.